Messenger RNA from Pleurotus ostreatus (oyster mushroom), 1353 nucleotides. RefSeq lists its product as uncharacterized. The coding region runs from base 1 to 1353 and encodes 450 amino acids. The record is from RefSeq and is a predicted model, not a curated record. Gene Ontology annotation, molecular function: transmembrane transporter activity. NCBI's taxonomy places the organism in Eukaryota, Fungi, Basidiomycota, Agaricomycetes, Agaricales, Pleurotaceae. Gene Ontology annotation, biological process: transmembrane transport. The transcript is spliced from 21 exons. Gene Ontology annotation, cellular component: membrane.
AUGUCCUUCCAAGAAAGUGACCACAGAGCGCUAACAAAACGUAUCUUGUGGAAAUUAGACUGCCGAAUAUUACCUCCUUUGGCUCUCUUGUGGCUAGCGAACUUCAUCGACCGAAGUAACAUUGGCAAUGCUAGAAUUGCUGGGCUGGAGCGGGAUCUUGGGCUACACGGCAACCAGUUCAACACCAUACUAGCGGUCUUCUAUGCAUCCUACAUUAUCGUAGAACUCCCAUCUAAUUGGGUCAUCCAACGUGUGGGAGCGAAUCGCUGGAUCCCUCUCCUCGUAUGUCUGUGGGGCGUCGUGACCACUUUGACAGGUCUCGUACAGAACUUCGGCGGUUUGGUGGCGAUAAGGAUGUGCCUCGGUCUAUGCGAAGGCGGUCUGUUGCCGGGGAUGAUCCUUUAUCUCAGCACCAUUUACAAGCGACAUGAACUUCAGUUACGGGUUGGCAUAUUCUACGCCUCUGCCUCUUUAUCCGGUGCUUUCGGUGGCCUCCUCGCUACUGCCAUCACUAGGAUGGAAGGCGUAGGUGGCUUAUCAGGCUGGCGUUGGAUAUUCAUACUGGAGGGGAUUGCUACUGUCAUCCUUUCGAUCGUAUCAGCCGUUUUCCUUCCUGCUAAUCUCGAGUCGGCAAAGUUCCUCACCAAAGAAGAAAGAACUUUCGCAACACGGCGGUUCCGCAUGGACGAAUCCAUGAUAUCGGCUGACGCCAUUCCGGUGGAGAGGGAUACUCAUGAGAAGGAAGAUACGAUUCAAACACUAGAGUCUUCGCCGAAGGAAGUGUUUGCAACACACUGUGUUGAAGAAUUUGAGUGGCGAGAAGUAAUGAGAGGAGUGACCGACAUCCAGACAUGGUGCACCGGGCUGGCGUACUUCGGACUCAUUGUCAGCCUGUAUUCCUACUCCCUAUUUUUGCCAACCAUUGUCGCAGGACUCGGAUACUCAGGCGGGCAGGCACAGUUGCAUACCGUCCCACCAUAUGUUCCUGCCGUCGUUCUCACAGUUAUUGUAGCUAUCAUGAGCGAUAAGCUCAAGUGGAGGGGACCUUUCAUCCUGAUUUGUCUCCCCCUUGCAAUCAUUGGAUACAUUGUCGCUAUCACUGCGCAAACGAACACUGGGCGAUAUGCUGCGGUCUUCUUAAUGGCUGCCGGAGUAUAUCCAUCUGCUCCCUGUAUCUUAUCGAUCCUACCUAACAAUAGUAGCGGACAUUAUAAGAAGGCAACGACCACUGCGCUGCAGCUCGCUAUUGCAAACACCGGCGGAUUCGUCGCCACAUUUAGCUACACGAGCGAGAAGAUCAAGCGCCCAAAUACAUUCGAGGUCAUAGCAUCUCACUCGGCUUCCUCAUCCUAG